UGAAUGAAAAUAAAAGCAAUAGAUUGAUUGUGUUUGAAUUACAUUGUCCACCUAAUUAAUAAAGUGUUUAUACACAGAUCGAAAUUGGAGUGCAGUUCAACACUUAUUGAAAUUUUUUCCAUACAAAGUGAGAAAAGAGUACUUUAUUAGGAUGGAGGUAUAUUCCAAGGAAAUCAUCUUGACACAUUCCAUAUAUUAUGAGAGCGUAUAUUUCUAUACUCUUCUCACACAAAUGCUUGCUAAUAUCAAUUUAAAGUGUGACUAAAUCUUUUUUUUUUUAAUUUUAUUUUUUAACAAACUCUACAUAAAUCCUUUUAGUUAUUAUACUUCGUAUAAAUUUCAAUUCUAUUACGAAAGUUCCACUAAGUAGAUUCACUUCAAUCAAUCGUCACUUUGUCAAGAUCAACCCACAACUUCUCUUAAAUUUCUAAGUUAGACCACCAUAUUAUACUCUCAUGAUCUUCUUCUGAUUAGGAAGAUCAUAAAUACUUAUCUGUAUUGGUUCCAAAACCAUAUAAUCCCACAUGAGAGGUUCGUAUAUACACCCGGAUGUCCCAAUUUAAUUUUUUUUGUUUUUUUUUACAUUAAAGUCCCAUUAAACUUUGCCAGGAGUCCAGUACGUAGAAAAACUACAAUUUCGUGUUGUACUUUGUUAGUUCGUUGUUUAUUUUUAGAUAUCCCCCAAUAAAUAUUUACUACUACUACAUUUAAGUUGUAACUGUUGCAAUUGGACAAAAUUUAUACGGAGUACUCUUCACUUAUUUUACUUUUCUCACUUUUUGUUUCGCCUUCUCCCGCAUUCUCUCUCCGGCGACACCACUACCACCGCCGGCGACGCCGCCGUCAACCGAUCCUCCUCAAUUUCAAGGAGGGUGACAAGAGAAAGGAGGAGAAAAAAGGCAGGAUUUAGCUUUGGAUAUGUCUAUAUUUGAAGGAUCAGAUCUUUUAUUAGACAUGGAAACAAACGCAUGUAAUAAAAAAAGACGGAGGGGUGAAUCCUUUGUUACUGCUCCAGAUAAUAAAGCUGAUGAAGAUUAUGUUUCAUUUUUGGAAGGUUUACAACAGUUUUGGGAAGCGAAGUUUGUGGAGGAUGACGAUGUUGAUCCAACAUAUAUGGAAUUCUUGGGAAACUUGAAGGAGUACAAUAAUGCAUAUAUGUGUGAUGUGUCAAUAGAAAACGGUGUAUUGUCCCCGAUCUAUUAUGAAGAUGAAUACGAGUCACCUAAUCUGAUGAAAAGGAAAACUUCACAACCUUGUUGUGGUACUGUUAUUCAUGAGAAAAGGAACUUACAUCAGGAUGUCGGUUUAAAAUCAACUCGAAAAAAUUCCGGUGUAAAGGAUAAUUCAUGUGAUGUAUUUCCCAGGAGCUUAGAUGCAGCUGAAAAUCCAAAAUCUGGUUGGAAAAAUUCCAAAGCUGGGAAUGUCUCUGAUGGAUUCAAGAGGAAAACUCCUAUAUCUCGCAGGGGUGAUCGUGCUAGGGAGAAUAGGAUCUUAUAUAUUGAUCGUAAUCAGAAGAGUUCUGAUUCCAGGAAUGAUCAUCUCGAGGAGAAUAGGAGUUUAGACAUGGAUAGUGAUCAGAGCAAUUCUGAUUCUGAGAAUGUUCGUCCUUAUGGAAACAAGAGGAAGACUCCACAUUCUAGCAAGGGAAAUUGUGUUAGGGAGAAUAGAAAAUUAGACGUGGAUAGUGAUCAGAUACUAGGUCCAAAAUAUUCUGGAUCUGGGAAAAAGAUGUCUAUAAUAGUUGAUGAAACUUAUGAAACGUUCUUGAAUAGUCUCCACAUCACUGAAGACUCUGUGAUAUAUGAAUAUGGAGACCUACAGCGAAUCUCUUAUGAACCCAAUGAUCAGCAGAAAACUGGUGUUAGAAUUAAGAAAGAUACAAGACCACCAUCAUUAACUCGUAAACCUACAACACCAAUUCCAGUACCACAAACUCCACCUUCUAGAGCAAAAAUUACAUCACAAAAGAAAUCAACUCCAACAGAUAGCCUUAAUACACUAAGCACGUCUAACAAGACGUGCAAAAAGGGGAAGAUACAAAGAGUAGAUUCUUCUGAGUACUGGUACUUGAAUAAAGAGUUACAUCGUUACCUAAGAAGACCCUAUGAGAGAAAGGAGUUUGACGAGCUUUUGGCGGAAUUUAAUUCUAAAAAGCCUGUGUCAAUUUAUAGAGACUCCCGUAGCGGUGGAUCUUACAGGCCGGGACAUAUGGGCAAAUCUUUGCUUGAAAAAUUUCCAGAUCUGAAACUUGAAAUAGAAAAGGCACAACCUAAUCGCCCCAAGGUUUUGAAUCUCCUACGAAUGUGUAGAUUUUAUUUGCAGAAAAUCCCUUCAAUUCCCAGUGGAGUUUGUGAGCCUUGGAAGGAUGACCAGACUAAGAAAAUUUUGCCCAGAUCGUCCUGAAUGCCCAUAAAAUGGUUCCACUUGACUGGUUGUGUGGCACGUCAUGGUUUAUUUUGUAAAAAGUCUCGUAUCUAAUUCUGAUUUUUGCUUCAGUGAACCAUGCUGAUGAUAUACACGAAUGUUAAGCAAAUGGAAGAAAUAGGUUGUAUAUUAGUGAAUCAUCUGGCUCAUUGAAGAUCCCUUUUUGUAUUACAGUAAAACAAGCUUCAAUGUGUAAUAAUAAUAUGGUUACAUCUUAUUACAUACCUGUUUCCACUA
This is a messenger RNA of Chenopodium quinoa (quinoa), 2661 nucleotides long. RefSeq lists its product as uncharacterized. The record is from RefSeq and is a predicted model, not a curated record. NCBI's taxonomy places the organism in Eukaryota, Viridiplantae, Streptophyta, Magnoliopsida, Caryophyllales, Amaranthaceae. The transcript is spliced from 5 exons. The coding region runs from base 919 to 2403 and encodes 494 amino acids.